UGUUUGAACUUCGAACUUACGGGCCUGGCGUUUGCACCUUAUAUGUGGACUACCUAGUUGAGCCCAAAGGUAAAGCCAAAUCAAGCAUUUUGAAAAGUUGUGCGUUGCGCCAGUGAUCGAGACUCGAGCACAGUUGCAGUGGAACACGCUCGGAGAUGGAGGAGAAUUGGAGUGGUUGGGACUCAAACAUGGUUGCGGUGUUAGAAACCCUAAGAAAAAGAGGUUGGUAUUUGGAAGACACGGUCGAUUUGAAGGCCAUCGUCGUCUUUCAAUCCGCACUUGCCGAUGACCCUUCCAAGGUGGUUGAAUCCGUCGAGUCAGAGCUUCUCAAUUCGGACCUUAGAUCCAUCAGCGCCAAGUCCUUGCGCCAACCCGCUCUUCUUCGCAAUCCUUCCUCUGUUCUUCAGGGUCCCAUAGUUCUUCAGAUAAGUUCUGCGAGGGACGUAUCUAAGAGCAGCGUGGAUGAGUUUCUGAGAAAUUCAGGUGGUCGGAGACUUCUUAGAUUGUGUCUCACUGAUGGUCACUCUGAAAUAACUGCUGUGGAAUAUUCUCACGUUCCUUCUAUACCAGACAAUGUGGUUCCGGGUACUAAGAUCCGUUUGGAAAAUAAAGUUGUGGUUCACAGUGGUAUUGUUUGCUUAAAUCCUAAAGUACUGACUGUAUUAGGAGGUGUUGUUAAAUCACUCCAUGAAGAAUGGGAGAUGAACCAAAAAUAUUCAGGAUUGUCCCGAUCAUCUUUAAGAAAGCUAGAGAAUCGUGAUACAGGUGGUCCUCCAUCAUUUGUGAAGCUGCAGGUUGGAUCUUCCUCAGGUAUUGCGGAUUAUAACUCUAGAAGUCGUAAGCCAAUUGCUGAGGUUGGUGAACCUGAGAGGAGACCAUCUGAUAUCAAGCUAGAACCUAAUCAGAAACCAAAUGUUUUGGAUGUAAAUCUAGAAUCCAAACCACCUCAAGAAAGAGCUGAAGACAAGGCUAGUAGUUCAAGCACAAGGCCGAAAGAAGUUGUGGAUUCUGUUCCUGUCCAAAAUCAAGCAGCUGCACAAAAAUUACUUCAGAAACUGAAUCACCCUAGUCAGAAUGAUCGUCAUUUCAAGGGUCGGAAACAUAGGGGCAAGGGGAAAGAAGAAGAUCCAGUUGUGUUCACUCUGGAAGAAUACGAGAAUAGAAGGGCCCAGACAAAGCCUUCUAAUAAAGACAAUAAUCUAGACAUUAGCCGUGAUGAGGAUCUUGCCAGGCAGCUUCAAAAUCAGCUUUACCUUGAAGACUCUCAGGGAGGAUGGGGUGGUUAUGAAGCCAAGGCACAAGAUAUUAGAAUGAGUAUGUUCACUUAUGAAAGGGAUUCUGACAGCAGCCAAAUGGCAGGAGGAAGAAGUGGAAGGGGAAGGGGAAGAGGAAGGGGAAAAGGAAAAGGAAGAGGGAGAGGAAGAUAUGGUUAUUAAAUAUAAUGCAUUUUCUUUCUUUUAUUUUAAGAAGAUGGAAAUCUUGGCUUUAGAAUCAAUUUUGAGGGUUCCUUGGACAUAAAAUCCAUCGAGAGGAGCAACGAUAGCGUAGGGUUCAAUUUUUUAGGUGAUCAACCUCUUUUCUUUUUCUUUGUUACGUGUAUAUGAUCUGUUGGAUAUUUUUAUUUCUUUCUCCAUAUAGAAUAUUCUCUUUGGUA
This is a messenger RNA of Cajanus cajan (pigeon pea), 1654 nucleotides long. Its product is annotated as tudor domain protein (DUF1767). The record is from RefSeq and is a predicted model, not a curated record. Gene Ontology annotation, cellular component: nucleus. Lineage: Eukaryota; Viridiplantae; Streptophyta; Magnoliopsida; Fabales; Fabaceae.